GCGCAUGCAGUACAUGCUGGUAUGUGCGUGCGCGCGUGCGUGUGUGUGUGAAAUAAGUGAAUUGCUAGAAAGGUAAUUUGUAAAAACAGAGAAGCUUCCCUCUCUGCAUUCCUCUUGAUCCUUGAUGCCUUUCUAAGCGUCUGUCAUACCAUCAUGCAUUCAGUAGAUAUUUCAGCAAAAUUUAAAAAAGUGAUAGUAACAAAUAAAGAAGAAAAAAAGACAAAAAGGAAAGAUAGAGGGAGAGAAGCAGUCAGCAGAUAACGAGCUGUGACUUGCCCAUUAAUUUGAAACGCCUUCACAACUGAAAGGGUGCAAGAGGUUCUACCUGAGGAACCAAGAGAGAAACAAGAAAGAAAGAAAACAGGGUGUUUAUUCUGGAUUCAUCAUUACAAAGACUUCCAUGAAGCAAGAUGGCUGCCCAAAAUGUCACUCGUUUCACCAACAACACUUCUCAAUAUGACUGCAAGUUUAAUGAGGACUUCAAGUACAUCUUACUACCUGUCAGCUAUGGGUUGGUGUUUUUAGUAGGCUUGAUACUCAACAUCACUGCACUGUAUUCAAUCCUGUUCCGGAUCAAACACUGGAGCCCCAACACCAUCUACAUGAUCAACCUGACAGUGUGUGACACACUCUACAUCCUCACACUACCCUUUCUGAUCUACUACUAUGCCGACAAGAAUGACUGGCCAUUUACUGAAGUGUUCUGCAAAAUGAUCCGCUUUCUUUUCUACACCAAUUUGUAUGGUAGUAUCCUCUUCCUCAGCUGCAUCAGCAUCCAUCGCUUCCUUGGCAUUUGUCACCCGGUGCGAUCGAUGCAAUGGGUUAACGCUCGCCGUGCCCGUUAUGUUUCAGUCCUUGUUUGGGUAAUUGUUCUCACUUUCCAGGCACCUGUGCUCUACUUUUCCAGAACCACGCAUCAAGUGUGCCAUGACACCACAUCUCAGGCCCUGUUUAAUUAUUUUAUGGUGUAUAGCUCGGUCAUUUCUGUCAUUUUGUUUGUGAUACCCUUUGUAUUAGUGCUAGUGUGCAAUGGCCUGAUGGUGCGGAAACUUUUAGAGACCACCACCAUAGGAGGUGCAACAUCCCAGCGGUCCAAACAAAAAUCAGUGAAGAUGAUUGUCAUAGUGCUGCUGGUUUUUAUACUCUGCUUCCUGCCCUUCCAUCUCACACGGAGUCUGUAUUACAGUUUUCGAUACUUCAAAGUGAACUGUACACUGCUGGAGGGUUCUAAUGUAGCUUACAAGGUCAUGAGGCCACUAGCCAGUGUGAACAGCUGCUUUGACCCCAUACUUUACUUCAUGGCAGGACAGGGUUUCCGACAGAGUGUAAGCAAAAAACUCAAGCAGUCUCAGAGAAAGGAGGAGAGCAAAUCUCUCUCGACCCCUUUGUGAGCAAAUCAUUUGGAAUAUGGAUCUAAAGAACAAGCAAGUGUCAUGGAUUAAAGUAAGUCAUAAAGUCCAUAAAUGUGCUUUCAUAAAUGCUGAGAAACAUAGAUGUUUUUUUUUUUUUUUUUACCUUGAAAUGUCUCCAAACUGUCAUUCAAAUUACAAAAAAAAUUCUAAAUUCUCUCACAAACAGAGAUAGUUGAAUAUGUACAGGCUUUUGAAAUAUCUCGUCACAAUGAGGAAUAGGUUUUUAUUUUCAAUAAUUUCUUUGUUUAUAAUAAUUUCAUGGUUUAUUUUUUUUAUUAUACUUUAUUGAAAAGUAAGAUUUUAGGAAUAAUUUGGUAAAUCUCUCCAACCCGGAUCUUAUUUACAAGCAGUACUUGGUUAGACUGAUUUAUGCUAAAUCCAUAUAAGACUACAAUUUUUCUGUAGAGAAACUAAUAAACUAAAGCAAGCUCAGUAGACCUGUUGUUUGGAUGUUAGAAUCUAAAGAACCACAGUGUUGUUAUUGUACAGUAUAAAUCUAAACAAAACAAAUUAGGAUUUAUCCAUUUUUCUGUUUAUAGAGUGUACAUACGUUUAAAUAACCUUGGGCGUUAUUAAGUGUUUAAGGGACAUGAAUGUGUUGGAUCAUUAUUACAUAAUAAUAUUGGCCAAGAGGAUUGUUUAUAACUAAUAUCUCCGAUGGUAAGGUUUUACUGCAUGUAAUUUAGAAUUGCUGAUGUGAAAAUCAGCAAAACCUGCACUUUACUUUUCCUGCUACUGAUGCUAAAUUAAAACGGGUGAAGAUACAAUGAUCACAAAACCAUUCAUGCUUACACAUAACAAAGCUUAAAGUUUAAAUGGUUUCACUUUUAGAAUGUCUAUGUUUGUAAUUGUUUCAAUUAAAAUGUAAUAAAAAGGUUUUGUGAUCCAAAA
Molecule: messenger RNA, 2303 nt
Organism: Silurus meridionalis
Lineage: Eukaryota; Metazoa; Chordata; Actinopteri; Siluriformes; Siluridae
Product: P2Y purinoceptor 2-like
Exons: 2
Coding region: 411-1391 (326 amino acids)
Biological process (GO): G protein-coupled receptor signaling pathway
Cellular component (GO): plasma membrane
Molecular function (GO): A1 adenosine receptor binding; G protein-coupled UTP receptor activity
Source: RefSeq, a predicted model, not a curated record